This is a messenger RNA of Prorocentrum cordatum, 2296 nucleotides long. Lineage: Eukaryota; Dinophyceae; Prorocentrales; Prorocentraceae. The record is from the annotation of a GenBank genome assembly.
AGGUCUCCAAGACGAGCCGCAGCGCUCCCUCCAGGCGGGCUCAGGGGCGGUGGGCACCGGAUCUGGCUCGCACCAGCCCUCUUACGAAGCCCAGUGUUGCGGAGCGAUGAGCUCAGGCGGGGUCCCAGCUGUCCGCCAGAGGCAGGACCUGCAGGCAGUCCGGGUGACGCCGCCCAGCACGCCGCGGUGCGGCGCCGGGGCCCCGACCACGCCACCGCCGCUGAGGCACGCGAGGGUGGAGCCCCUGCUGCAGGGCCUGGAGCGGAACUGCCCGGAGCGGGUUCGCCGGGCCCUCGGGGCAGACCCACAUGCGGCCAAGGUGCCGUUCUUGGAGCGCCGCUUCGAUUGGCCGCUGUGCGCUGCGGUCCGCCUGGGCUGCAGCGAGGAGAUCGUCCGGCUUCUGACCGCGCACGGCGCGAAGGCCGACGUGACGGACGCCCUGGGGCACUCCCCGCUCCAGCUGCUGAGCUCACGGGCAGAGGCCAACAUCACCAGCGGCCUUGCCAACGCCAUGCGGGGGCUCCUUGGCGCCGACGAGUGGGCAGCACAGCUGCGCGAGUCUCUGGCGCAGCUCGAGCUCGGCGUCGCCGCGGCGCUGCUGACUGCGGGCGCGGACCCGGAGGCGUGCCACGGCGACCCCUGCAGAGGACAUCGUUCGGCUGCGGAGCUCGCCCGGCGCGCCCGGCAGGACCACUUGGUGGGCCUGUACGAGGCCCAUUCGGCGACUACGAAGGGUAUGGUUACGCCGGGGUGUGGUUUGCGAUCGGCGCCGUUGGGGCCUGGGGGGCACGACACUGUCCUCGUCGGGCCUCCUCCGGGCGCGGGAGAACUCUAUCGAGGUCACCGCGCGUCCCCUAGGGUGCCCCCCAGGAUGUUCCCCAGGGGGCCCGUUGCAAACCACACCCUUUGCAAACCACACCCUUUGGAGUCGCCGGCCCAUGGCCGCCUGCGCACGUUUUGACGCGGCCCUAGGCGCGAGCGCGGCGGCCCCCCCCGGCUUUUUCGAUGCCAGGCUUGCCGGGCAUUGGGAGAGAGCACCCAUCCAGACAGGCCGACAGGAAGUCUGGACGAGUUCGUCCGACAUUGGCAUGUCCCAGUGCAGUUCCGGGCCCGUUUCGCCAGUCGACGUGCUGCUCGCCAGACACUCUGCUUUGCGCGCACGUCGAUGAGUGAUUCUGGCUUGAUGGACUCGGAGUGCGGUGCUGGGCGCACCCGCGGAAUUCCCCACCAGUUUUGCCUCAAUGGCGUGCUGUGAAAGGGGGUUCUGCCAAUCCUCGUUUUCGGUGCGGAGAUAUCGCUGGCGGCUCGGGCCUCGGGAGAUGUCACGCGCUCACACCUCGCCACCUCGGAGGCCCCCGCGCGCUCGAUUCGGCUGGAGGCCAGUGGCGCCCGUUCAACUUCACAGUUGCUCGGCCACCCCCCCCGCCCCCAUCACUCUCCUCCUGAGCGGCGGGGGGCUACAUGGUGCACCACCGCGGGAGGCACGGCUGAGACGAAGUCUCGCGUGCCGAGUCUUGCCCUCGGGGGGGCGAAGCCUCGGAGGUGCGCUCCGCAGCCCAUAUUUAAAUGCUAAGUUGCAUCCCUAAACGCUGGUGUUGUGCUCAGUUCGGACUUCUACUCCUUGCCUGGCAGCACGGUGCCUGGGUCCUUGCAUGCUUAGUGCGCCGCGCGAGUAUCUAAUUUUGAAUUGGCCCAAGGCCCACAGAAGAGCAAAUCGAGCACAUUUGUCGAAUUGCAGCCCAGGGCAGCCCAGGGUAGCCCAGGGUUCUCCUAGUUUGCCCAUCGCUCUUCCUCCUCCAUUGAUGAGAGCUUUGUCUCGCCUCGAUUGCAGUUUUUACUGCUCUUCGCAGUCCUCUCACAUGCCAGCUCCUCUCUACUUUUGAAGAAAGCUGCUGGUGUUCCUACGCAGCUGCCACAUGCCAGGACAGCAAUGUAUCUUUACGAGCUCGCCACCUGGCAUGACCCGGUAAACGCCUGGGCCCAGUGGACGCGGCCAGCCAAGAGCGGUAGAGGAUGCCCGUCCCAUGAUCCGACGGCGCCGAGAUUGCCCAGACUUUUUUGUUUGGGGGGUGGCGCCAUGCUCUCCAGACGGGAGCACGGACAGCAGGAGGAGGAUUAGAGGAAUGGCCACACUUCUUUGCCUCUUGUCGCAAGAGAUGUUGCCCAGAUCCUCGGGCCCACAAGUGGCGUCUCGAAGGGUUUCUGGCACUGGCGGGCCGGUUAUGGGAUGCCCGUCGAGGGCCUGCUCGGGUCCUAGGGAUCGUCCAGUGUGUGCAGGCCCUGAGAUCCGACGCUG